UCCCAGCUCGUUAACAGACACCUAGUUGUUUCACCCUGUACAACAGGUAUGUAAAUAUUUAUAACAACCAUGGGGUGAGAUAUACAAGUUCAUUUUAUGUUACAAUUUCCAUGAAAUAGUUAAAUAUUCAAGAUGGUUUCUGCCACACAUAAGCCGAUUGAUUAUUAUUUGUUGACUAUAAUGCACUGGUAAUGAUUUCCGAGAAAUUUAUAUUUAGAUUAUGGUUCACUAAUUCAGUACUUUAAUUGAACUGUGUCCUACAGGGAAGGCAAACUUGUAAACCCCUAAAAAUAUCAUCUACCGUGUUUGUCUGAUACUGGUACCGUGUGUGUACUAUAUACACAAACCUAAGUGUUACCAGAUAAAGCAAAAAUGGAUAAUCCUUUCCUUAAUUAUGGCCAAAUGAUGAUUGUUCAGAGAGCCAAGAAAUCUGUGGAUAAAGAAAUAGAUGACGCCGUUAGGAAACUAAGUCUUGGGCGUUUUGAUCGUGAAAGUGGGGAGUUAUUUCAAGAACGGUUAACUUCAAGUUUGAACGAGGUGUUGGUAUUAGAGCCAGAAACGGGGAAAAUAUUCAUGAUCAUUGAGAUGAUGCGCUUCACCUCUCAGAGUCCACCAGAUAACAUCGUUUCAUUAUUUGCUGUUAUGCGCUAUGUUUUUAUAGCUGUCAGUGUGGUUGAUACAAUGAUUACGUUUUUUGACUUAGUUGAUCAUGAACCAGAUAUAGGAAUUAAUGCUAUUUACCUGGCUGAGUUCGAUAAAACAACUAAUAGGUUGAAAGAGAAACUAACCGUUAAAAAAUUACACAUUUGUAUGUUCAUCUUGAAAGAGUUUUACGAUAUGGCCAAAAAAGCCUACAUAGAAGGCAAUAACACGGCUUCAUAUUUUAUUACUACAAGAACUUUAAACCUAAUGGAUCACAUAUGUAAAGAUAAUUCUAUGUUUGUUUUAUGUCAUCCCGUUGCUAUGGAUAUCCUGAUACUAAACUGUCAGUCAAUUCCCAUAAUGAAAUACCCAGAUUUUGUUCUAAUAAGAAUGAAGAACGUCCCAGCUUUAUUAUCAGGCCAAAAUCAACAAGCUGAAAGACUGAAACUACUGGCCCAGGCAUAUGAAUUCAAGGAUAUUUACAGUCUUGCUAUUCAACGUGGAAAAGAAGCCAGAGAAUUAAUGGAAACUGAUGAAGAUAAAGAAGAAAUGACAAUAUUAAUUAAAAGAAUGGAAGAAAAAGAAAGACGUAAAAGAAAGAAUCGACACCCGGCUAAAAAAAAUCCCAAACCAAGAAUCACAUUAAAGGAGCUUACGGAAUCAGCUGAUGGUGAUGACGGUAAAGUUGUCCUUGAUGCUGAUAUUGAGCCCGUUAUUAAAACAGCAGAGUCUGAGAUUGCUAGUGGGCAGUUUAACAGUACUACAGCAAAACAAUUUCAUGAUAACAUACUGAGUUAUCUACGGACAAGGGAUACUAAAGACCACGAUAAUCCCCUUUUGGCUCGUAUUUUAUUUGGAUUAAUCAUAAUAAAACAGCUAUUUCUGUGAUUGGUACCAGCUGUAUAAGAGACGAAUCAGUAACUGACAAACCGAAGAUAACGCUCGAACCUGUAUUAGAUAAAAUAUUCAUUGAGUUCUUUCCUAAAACAUUAGAGGACAAAUUAUCAAAAAAGGAUGCCCCCAUCAUGCUUGAAGAAUUAAUGGGUAUUGCUGAAUUGUCUGUUAAAAAUGGGAAUAAGAAUGCAUGUCUCUAUAUAACAAAUAUAACUAUCAGAUUACAUAUGUUAUAUAUGACGAAGGAAGAAGAAGGGGUAGCCAUUUUACCAGAUUUAUUCUUAUUACAGCUUCAAGGUGUAGACAUCAAGAUGUUUCCUGAUUAUGUUAUUGGUGUCUGUGAAACAAUAUCAUCUUUCCCAUGUUGUACCAGCGCCCAAAGAGCAAAACGACUUGAAUUUGAAGCACUGGCCCUCAAAGAGAAACACGGUUAUCAUGAAGCUAUCGAGAAAGCAACACUGUCAAUAGCGACUUUUCAAAAUCAAAAUGACAAAGACAGAGUAUCGGCGUACUUACACACAUUAGAGGAAAUGAUGGAAAAGACUAGCAUUGGAACUGCAGAACAGAAGAACACCCACGACAGUCAUGUUGCAGAGUUAGAUCCAACAGCACAGUUACAAAGUUCAUUAUAAUCUGUAGACUGGUUUUCAGUCAGUCUAAUAUGUAUGUAAUCACAGGGCAUAAGCACACAAAAGAUUUGGGUGCCCACAUAAAUAAUAGUUUAUUCGCAACUACAUGAUCAGACAUGAGUAUGGACGUUACAACAUACAAAUACAAAUAUAAGACAUUGCACAUUGUUGUAGAUUAUGAUUUAUAAUUUGAAUCUGAUAAAAUAACACUAUCUUUUGUAUUUUGUAUAUAAUAUGAGUGGUAAGUCACUUAAAGUAGCUAAGUCUCUAACUCAAUAUCAUCCAAAAUCUUCGACAUUGAAAACACGAAUUAUUUGUCAAUUUAAAUCAACAUUGAUGUUGUGAUCUUACCGGGAAAAGAUGGGCUUCUGAUAUUCAAUAUUUAAGACAAAAUAAACAUUUUACCAUUGGUACACGAAUCGUGUACCAUAAUGCGUUUCAGGCCCAUUCUAACAAGGGACUCGAAGAACGAGGCUAGACAUUCAACAAGUCAUGUCAAACGGUGACGGCAUAUUCAUAUCGGGAGAGUAUGCGCAAUAAAUACUAUGUAGACUAGAAUAACCCAGACGCUAGAAAUUUUCAUUGUAUUGAAACUUCAGACAUAAUUCGCCGAACGUAACUGAUUUGAAAUUUGAGUAAAAAUGGAAACGAUUGAAUGUAAAUCAGUUUAUAUAUAUUCCUAUUACAUUAUUAUAUGCGUUACGACCCAUUUGUGUCAAUUUCUAGGUCCAAAAUAUUAACGAUUUAGCUCCUUUAAGAUAUUGUUAUCAUGAAAUACAGAAAAUCCAAAUGUCAUGUCACUUAAUUGUAUAAAUAAGUUUUAAUUAAUUGUAUUCCUAUUUUAUUGAAGGCUUUCAGUACAAAGCAUCCAACAUUUAUCUGCACACUUCAUUAUUCAUUAAUAUAUUAUGUUGAAUGGAGGAAGAUAUUGUUGUCAAAAAUUGUCAUAAAAAGGGUAUAAUAAAUAUUUCUCAUCUUCUAGUGAAUUAAACAUGCAUCAUUCAAGAGCUAAAUCUGCCUAUUGCGGGUUUUUCUUUAGGCCUUAAAUGUUAUCUAAAUUAUUAAUAAGACACUAAUUAACGUAUCAAGACCUGCGGUAUUUAGUGGGUUUGAAUACUUGUUGUGAUGAGGGGGUUGGAUGGUCGAAUGGUUAGCACGUGCGUGCUGUAUCAUAAGGCCUGUCAUUGAGUUAACUGGCGUACGUGACAAGGAGUAGGGUUGGCUGUCCAACAUCCCGGCUCCGGCAUCCUCUCACUGCUAAAGACCCCUACGCGCAAGCGAAUUAUUGAAAUAAAUUUUAAAAAAAAAACAUAUGUUAGUCCCGAAAUGACCUUGUUUGUGUCGAGUGGACGUUAAACUCCAUCCCUCUCUCUCUCUUUCUCUCUCUCUUUCUCUCUCUCUGUCUCUCUCUCUCUCUCACUUGUUGUAAUGGAUGAAAUAACCGUAAAAAUGGAUAUUCGAGACAUUGUUUAUUAUCGUAAUAACGGUAGUAAUGACGAUUGAAGCUAGCCUAAAAUUAAAUCGCUAAUAUCUAGUUUCAAAGUGAAGUAAUUUGACUGCAAUUUUCAGCAUAUUCUAUUUUCUAUUAUCUAUUUUAACUAUUCUAGCGAGAACUGUCAGUGUUUUAUCUAAUCUAACCUAAUUGCCCUUCAGUAGACAUAAAUGUGUUUCUAUAUUA
Messenger RNA from Patella vulgata (common limpet), 3843 nucleotides. RefSeq lists its product as uncharacterized. Bases 373 to 1530 code for a protein of 385 amino acids. The record is from RefSeq and is a predicted model, not a curated record. Lineage: Eukaryota; Metazoa; Mollusca; Gastropoda; Patellidae. The transcript has 14 exons.